Colletotrichum scovillei is the source of this 1137-nucleotide messenger RNA. RefSeq lists its product as uncharacterized. The record is from RefSeq and is a predicted model, not a curated record. Lineage: Eukaryota; Fungi; Ascomycota; Sordariomycetes; Glomerellales; Glomerellaceae. The coding region runs from base 1 to 1137 and encodes 378 amino acids. The transcript is spliced from 3 exons.
AUGGCUCCUAAAAACCAGAUUGCCAACAAUCCUAUCGUGGGCUCACAGCCACACAAGGACACAUUUGCGUCCAGCAAAAUAACAUUCGACGAUUGGAAGGCCCCCCCGCUGCCAUCCAUACGCCUGCCCGAGCCUUCUGGUCUUCCGUCUAUCAAACUUCUGAAGUUUAGCGGGACCGACAAUCUUUCGAGAGCUGUGAAGUUCAAGCUGUCUCCUGAUGAAGCUUUGGAUAUGAAUGCGGUGCCGGAUGGCUACGCUCUUCUCAAGGUCACUGGGCGGUCUCCAUUGAAGACCCAGGUAUUCCAGGUCCGCAUGAAGACGCUCUCCGAUGCGUCGGUUCGCUGGGCACAGGAAUUCAAAGAUUCUCCCGACCAGCGAGUUUGGGAAAUUCGCGCACGACCUGAGUUUAUAAGCGAUCUCAUGACGAUUCUGCAUUCUGGGCUCCUGCCGUAUGGUCCGCGGAGGAGCUUUCAAGAUAUCCUCGCUCUGUGCUACCUUGCCCGGCAGCACUUGAUCAUGGACAGAGUCAGAAGAGAGCUGAACUCUUUACUGCAUGCCAGCACUGCCAUGAACAAUCAAGAGUUAUGGUACAUUCUCCUCGCAGCACAACCACUGUGCUGUGACAACCAGAGCAUUGGCCAUCUUGCAUUCAACAUCUUGGUCUGGCGGCAAGCAGGCUCCUUCCACCCCCUCCGCGAGACUCAAUUCUUGGAAGAGGACCACCUGUUCCACGGUGAAGAGCACAAAGUGAUCGGUGAGGCCUUUCCAUUUUCCACACCGGAUAUGCAAGAGCUUAGGACCUCGUUAGCCCGUCAGCUUUUUGAGGCAGCGAACAUGGUUGACCCGGAUCUGGGGAUGACCAUCUUCCUCCACCGCGAAGGUAUCAGAGCUCGGUCGCCCUGGGAGAUACUCACCUAUCUGCAGCAAUUUUGCCAUAUAAAGUUCCCCAAACUCCCACUCGGAAGCGGAGAGUGGUCCUUUGAGGCUGUUCUCAACCAAGAAUCCGUCCGGAUGGCUGUCGUCAGGGAUGACAUUGACGACAGAUCUCAUGAAUUGCACGGCUGGAGACUCUGGUCUGUGCUACGGGGCAUUUGGCUUCACAUUACCGAGAUUUCCAACGAAUACGUCCUCUCGUAG